AAAGAAAAAAGUUGAGUUUGGAUUUGCUUUUAAUUUGAUUUCUAAAUUCGUCUCACUACGAUCCAGCUGUUAAUCACGAAGAGUCACCAACCAAACAUACAACCCACAACAACAAAAAGAAAAAAAGAAAAAAAAAAAAAAAAACACAACCAGGAAGUCUCUUCUUCCUCUGCACCUUGAGUCUUCCUCUGAAGAAGAAAAAAGGCUCGAAAACAGGAUCGGCAAAUAAGUUAAUCAAAUUACAAGAGCUCAACUAGUAUUAACUUGUCAAAAAUUAGGUACACUUUUUACACUGGAAACAAUGAAAUAAAAAAAUACGUCAUGAGGUAGCUGACUAUUCCGGUAACACCCCGUCUUUCUUUCUUUCUUUCUUUCUUUUUUUAUCCCUUUCAAAAUUUACAGAAAUCUGCUAUGAAGUUUGAAGUCCUGUUGAAUUCAGUCCUACCAUCAGGGUUGAAUCCUAGGUGGGAGUGUCGGAUAAGACAUGAGUGCAAAUAUGUGCAGUUUUAUGGUUGUGAAAUAAACAAGUUCUUGCAUCUAUUACAAGUUUUCUGUCUGUCACACUUCUUUACUUGCAGUUUUCUCACUUCACAGAAGAACUUUGGACAAUGGGACCUGAUGGACCAGGAGGACCAGGGCGUGGCUGGGGUCGUGGACCUGUGGUACCGGGUUUUUUCCUGGUCCAGGUGGGUUCAUUGGUGGGUGUUUCAAUUGAAUACGCUUGGUGAUUUCUUCUUGCUUAUCUUAUCUCUGCCGCUGUUGGUUGCUACAAGACUGUUUUGGCGGGCCUCGACCUUUUCGCACUCCUCCCUUCCAAUGGAAAUUCAGAUACACUUCCUGCAUUUACAGCUGUGUAAUAAAUCUGUAUACUUCAAUCAACAAAAGAAUUUGACUCGUGUUCUGAUAUCCAUAUUGCAUUGUAUGGCUAGCUUUUGUCAUUUCUGCAUUUUAGACUCAUUCUCAAUCCAUUCCAUACGCGAGACAAGAAAUGAAUAACUGAGAAAAUCAUUA
Olea europaea var. sylvestris is the source of this 1011-nucleotide messenger RNA. RefSeq lists its product as uncharacterized. NCBI's taxonomy places the organism in Eukaryota, Viridiplantae, Streptophyta, Magnoliopsida, Lamiales, Oleaceae. The transcript has 3 exons. The coding region runs from base 412 to 996 and encodes 194 amino acids. The record is from RefSeq and is a predicted model, not a curated record.